Papilio xuthus (Asian swallowtail) is the source of this 509-nucleotide messenger RNA. RefSeq lists its product as uncharacterized. The record is from RefSeq and is a predicted model, not a curated record. The coding region runs from base 112 to 414 and encodes 100 amino acids. Lineage: Eukaryota; Metazoa; Arthropoda; Insecta; Lepidoptera; Papilionidae. The transcript has 2 exons.
ACGAUAGUACGCAGACGCGGCGGCCAUCUUGUUUGACAGGCAAUGGCGGGAUACACUCUGUGGUACAUUUGCAAAACAUCGCAUCAAAAAUAUUGUAAAUAAUCAUUGAAAAUGAGCCCCGAAAGAGAAGUACAAGAGUCCGACGACAUGUUGGAAUCGAUAGAUGAAUUAAAAGAGAGAUUGACUUCAAUGAAAAAGAUGAUGGAAGAAAGAAAAGCGACGGGAUCCGGUACUAAAGACCUAUUUCAAGGUCACGCGCGUAGUCUCCAAGGAACCACAAUGAUAGACGGGAACUUCCUCUCUUUCGUCUUCGGUGGCUCCCUCUUUGUUAUUCUUAGUGUAUCUGUUUACGCUUUCUACAACCUCUAUCACGCAGUUCUAAAGAAAUUCCCAUCGUCACAUACGGAGUUGUAAAUUGAACUUUAAAUUGAAAAUUAUAGAGUCGGUAUUGUAAUGUUCGGUGAUAUUAAAUUAUGUUGUAAAUGCUAGUUGUUGGCGAAUGAUAAAUA